Molecule: messenger RNA, 7233 nt
Organism: Malaya genurostris
Lineage: Eukaryota; Metazoa; Arthropoda; Insecta; Diptera; Culicidae
Gene: Gli
Product: acetylcholinesterase
Exons: 9
Coding region: 1075-4029 (984 amino acids)
Cellular component (GO): septate junction; tricellular tight junction; cell surface
Source: RefSeq, a predicted model, not a curated record
UCGUGUCGUUUUAUUAAUGCGUAAUCGUUUUGUGUGCAAAUAAUGCCUCACGUUAUUUUCGACUUCGAUUGCUCCAGCUGCUGCAGUUCGAUGCUGUUUGGAGCUUUUCAUCGCACAUUGCCGGAGGUCGACGUUGGUUCACAUUUUCGUGAUAGUGCAUAAAUUGUUGUCCAAGAUCGAUGUGGAAAAUGGUUGCGCUUUGCAGUGUGAUGGCAUGAAAUGCACGACAAAUGGAUGGUUUGCCAACCCUUUCACUAAUUGUUAUGGCACCGGCAGUGCCGUUUGCGUUGUUAUGCAAUAUCGCGAGUGAUACCGUGAAAAUGUUACAUCCCAGCCUCGGAGAGUACGAAUGUAAUAUGGAAAUUUUCUAAGUGCAGUAUAUGUGUCGAAUCUUCGGGACCAUGAUAAUGUAAACUGUUGAGUUUUUACACUAAGAAGUUCGGGACGGGUAUAGCGAGACGAGUUAAUCAAUGUCCUUAAGGCUGUCAAUCUGGGUACAACUCCCGCACAUCACUAUAAUAAAUAUAAUCAAAAAGAAGUAUAACAUAUUACUCAUCGAUCACUACGCCGAGUGGCGGAAGAAUUUCAGCAUGCAUUUCAUGAAUGAGUAACAAUUACCUAGAAGCGGACCUCAAUUAGCACACAUACCGAUCCAGACGUAGUUCUCUACAAUAUGUCAGUGUUCAGUGCGGUAUAAUGUGACUGUGAAACUCGAGGUGGCACUUAGGCGAGGCGCGUCACCUGUGCUGCUUGUGUCGUGUGCUGUGUUGGUGACUAAUUUCUGUUCGGUAGCAGUCAAUCGCCUGUCGUUAAUAUCGGUUUUAGUUGUAGUGAAUCUGUUUAGUACAAUUGUUUCAAAAUAUAAACCUUGAAAAAAGGCGAAAAAUUGAUCAGAACGCAUUCGAAGACAGGUUACCAAUCAACACAUCUGAGUCUUGAGUGUUGGGUGCAAUGAAAAUAAUCGGUUCCUGUACACCAACUGAAGCAGUCGUGCAUUUCGAAGUCUAUUCGUAGAGUUAUUUUAGUGUAUCCUGAUGCAUAACACCACUGCCAGUAGUUUGAAGUGUUUUAAUUAUGGCAGUAGGUUCAAACGAACGUCGUUUAGUUUUAGUGAAAAUCGCUCCUGGCACAUCCUAUCGUAGUGUCCGAAGAAAGUGUGCUUAUUUGAGCUUUGGAUCGAGUUUGUUAAUUUGCGCUGCUUUUCUGUUGUGCUACAGCACCUACGGUGUGGGCGGACAGUAUCAUACUACGCGAGAUCCGCGAUGGUACUCGCGAGAAGGAGACUAUAGCUAUCAUUUGCCCAAUCCCGGCGACCCAGACUACAGGAGUUUAAUCGGUACAAGUUAUGGAACAUACACCUACAACAACCGCCGGUACGGUUACUAUCAACCGAAUGGAUAUGGUCAACUAUACCCUGGCCAGAAUCUGCCAGGUCAAUAUCCGCAAAACACCGGUCUCGGGGAAGAUCGGUUCAAGUUCGACCCGACCAAUCCAAACAACGUGCAGACGCCGUUCCCGGGUGUACUCGGCGGUUGGCGGGAAGAUCUGCAGGGAAAACUGCGCCGUGACUCAUUGCAGCUGGAUCGCGAUGUGUUUGUGACUACCAACUACGGACAGGUGCAAGGUUUUAAGGUACAUCUCUACGACAAUCCGGAUCCGAAAUCAUUCUACCGACCGUGGCACAGUCCGGUCGACCGGAUUAUGGGUACCUGUUCGACAUUCCUGGGAAUUCCCUACGCACUGCCGCCAACGUUUGAAGGAAGAUUUAAACCUCCGCGUCAGCAUAGAGGCUGGCAGUUACUGCAAGCCGUUGACUAUGGGCCAGCUUGUCCACAACCGGUACAAUACACUGGAGCUACCAAGGGCAUUCGUGACAUGGAUGAAGACUGUCUUUACCUAAAUGUGUUCUCUCCCAAUACUCAAUCGGGUGUCGCUCAAAAAUAUCCGGUAAUGGUCUACAUCCACGGCGGCGAAUUCGUCCGUGGGGCAUCCAACACCUUCCCGGGUCACAUGCUGGCCGCUUUCUACGAAGUGGUAGUGGUAACGUUUAACUAUCGGUUGGGUGCGCUUGGUUUCCUCUCAACCGGAGACGAAAACUCCCCAGGAAACUAUGGCAUUUUGGACCAGAUCAUGGCCGUUCGUUGGGUGUACGAUAAUAUCGAAUCGUUCAACGGAGAUCGCGACUCGAUAACACUCUUUGGACCAGGAGCCGGGGCUGCAUCAGCCGGCCUGUUGAUGGUGGCUCCCCAGACGAAGGACAUCGUAACCAGGGUGAUAGCACAGUCAGGAUCGGCAGUAGCUGAUUGGGCGUUAAUCGUAGAUAAAUACCGCGCACAAAAUACGAGCAGAGUGUUUGGUCAGAUGGUUGGUUGUUCGAUAGAGACUUCGUGGAAAUUGGUGAACUGUAUGCGGCAAGGCAGAAGCUUCUAUGAACUGGGUAAUGCCGAGUUUGCACCUCAUGUUGGAUUAUUUCCCUGGGGACCGGUGCUGGACAUAAACUUUACUUAUCCGGGUGAUGAAUGGUAUGAAGGAUGGAGAGAACGUGACUGGCAUUUUCUGUCGGAAACCCCAGAGGAACUAAUCCGGAAAGGCCACUUCAACAGAGGACUUCACUAUAUGAGUGGAGUUACGCAGCAAGAGGCAGCAUUUGUAAUAACUCAAAAUGAAACUCUCGCACCGUAUUAUGAAAUAGACGAAAAGUUCUUUAAGCAGAAAGUUUGGGAAUUAGUUUACCGAUAUAAUUAUACGCUCAACUUAAAUGGAACGUACGAAGCCGUCAAAUACAUGUACACUCAUUGGCCCGAUCCCAAAAAUACGACCUUCAUCCGAGAGCAGUAUAUCAAUCUUCUUUCGGACUUUCUGUACCGCGCACCAGCUGACAAAAUGAUUAAACUUCUCGUGGAGCGUAAAGUUCCCGUUUACAGUUAUGUCACAAACACCACAAUAGAGGGUCUGAAACUUGCUUAUUGGCGUAAGGUUCCGCACGACAUUGAACAUUAUCUUUUGACGGGGGCACCAUUUAUGGAUGUCGAGUUCUUCCCGCGAAAGGCACGCCUAGAUCGGCUGAUGUGGACUGAUAACGAUCGGAACAUGAGCCAUUUCUUCAUGAAGACUUACUCGGACUUCGCACGCUAUGGUAAUCCAACACCUCAACGGGUACUUGGAUUACACUUUGAAAAGGCCACCAACGGAGAUUUGCGAUAUUUAAACUUGAAUACAACGUACAAUUCGUCUAUUCUGAUGAAUUAUCGGCAGACGGAAAGUGCAUUCUGGACACAGUACAUUCCUGCCGUGGUUGGAGUUCUCGUUCCCACGUACCCACCGUCAACAGAGUUCUGGUGGGAACCAAAGGAACCACUGCAGAUUGCAUUUUGGAGUAUGUCCGUCGCUUGUAUGCUACUAAUUGUGAUAGUGGUAAUUUGCUGCAUACUGUGGAGAAACGCUAAGAGACAAUCGGACCGAUUCUACGAUGAAGGCGUGUUUGUAGUAGAUAACCCGGAAUCCGAGCGUGAAAUCGGUAUCGAUAAUAACGUAAUACAAGCACAGCCACUCCGUACAAGAGACAAUAUUUACGAGUACCGUGACUCUCCGUCCAAGUAUGGCAAACAACCGCAUCCCGAUGCCGCAUCCUUUCGAUCACCCAGCUCUUUGGGAAUGACGCAAACUACCGGGAAAUCGAUCUCCGGAAGUCAAAGUUCCUUGCGCAGUGGUAUCUCGUUAAAAGAAUCGACAACCGUUAGUCCCACGCCGAGAUCCGAAUCCAACUUCGAUCGCAACAUCAAAUACGCCGAAAGGGGAGUGGACACUGAAAUACACAAAAAUGGCAAAUAUCCACGGUCGGACUCGAAAACGACGUUGAAUGAUACCAAGUCAAGGGAAUUCGCCACCAGCACACCAGUGGAAAAUGUUUCACGAUCUCAGCAACCGACACCGCAACCGGCAGGGCGAGGGAGCCGCGCUGGUUUCGAUCGGAGCAACAAUGCAAGUCGAACUAAUUUAAUCGAAGGAAUCCCACAGACCGAGGUUUAGGCAGGCAGAAUAGGAAAGUUAUUUAAGAAUAUAUAAAUGUUUACGAUUUAGUGUAAUUAUUCAUGACGAUCGAUGUCAUGAAUUGCCACGCAUCCCCAUCACAAUCAAAUAGAAACAACCUUGAUAAUCAUAACAUAUCAGGUUAGAUUAGAUUAGGCUAGAUUAGGUUAGGUUAGAUUAGGUAAAAUAAAAACGCUAGGACAAUCGAAGCCGUACUGUAGUGAGAUAACGAUAAAAUCUACAAUAGAUUGACAUUAGUUGGUAAGGGAAAAUCAGCACCAAGUGCCUUACUAUUCAAACAAUCAUAGUUUCGAAUCACACAAAUUAGGUUUUAACUUUGUUUAGAUAAAGGACUCAGAAACUAAAGUUGGGAGUCAAAUACGUACUGAAUGUUAGUUAAAUUAAUUAUUUGUUUUAUGUUUUAUGUACAUAGCUGUGCUGUGCAUGUCCACGUGUCAGUGUAUCCGUCCAAUUUUGUUUAAGUGUACCGUGAUAACGUGUUUCUCCGUUAAAUGAUGUCUUCACAGAUUUUGAAUUUUUAGUUGUCGCACAGUUUUCAAUUCUUCGUUUAGUUAUUUAAGUACUUAUUUCGUCUGUAUGUUAUAUCGCAUCUGCGAGAGCAAACAAUCAAAGCAAACAUUUUAGGCCAAGCUGUGCAAAUAUUGUUACUCUUAAAAUCUUAUUCAAUAGAUCGUGUAAAUAUUUAUUGUCUUCCAUGUUUAUGCAUUCCUACAUAAUGUACAUGUUAGCCUACCUUCAUCUGUUUUGUGCUAUCAUUCGGAAUAUUUUUUUUCUUAUAUAACAACUAAAUGGUAAGCAUUUAUGAGACAUGUACAUAUAGUGAUGAUUAGUAUUGAUUGAUUACCAUUUAAGUAUUAUUGAGUAUAAUUUUUCUGCUUCAGCAGUACGCGGUAGACGAUAGAAAAAUAAUUUUAAGAUUUUAGAAUUUUGAAUAAUAAUGUAAAAAAUUUACUAAUUGAUUUGAACUAAUAAAUUGAUCAAAAACUAUAUUUAUUUUACUAUGGCUUCAAGAUAAAGGAAAAAUCUCUGUUUUGCCACUCUCAUGAAGAAAGGCUAUGCAAUCGCUGUUAAAAACGGUUUUACAACCGAGGCCCGGAUGGCCGAGUGUCAUAUACACUAAGGUCUCUUUUAACACCGGGGUUACGUACCGUGUUAAAAAAUCUGUGUAAAAGAAAACCUUGUUAAUUGCGGAAACCGUGCAAAAAAAACCGCGUAGAAAAAUUGACAUAAUAAUUCCAGAAACCGUAGAUUUGGUUAUUUGUUUGUUUUGUUUUGGAUUGUUGUUUCACAAUAAAAACGGAAAUCUAAAAAACAACCAGAGGUUACGAGAAGGGUCCAGUCAUACUUGAUAAAACACAUUGGAUGAUAAAUUAAAAUUAGAAUACUUAAAAACGCGUUGUACGACAAGCAAAUUAUUCUAAAUGGCUCAUGCCUUCUGUAUCAUGCAUUCGGUUUUCAAAAAACCGAUAAUACUUUCAAAUUAGAACGCUCGACUAAAGAAGUGCUAGUAAUACCACCAAUAAACACUUUCACUACAAAUCAAGCUUGAGAAUCAGUUCUUUUCAAUUCCGAAGGUGCGAUGUGUAGUAAACACUAACGAUCUUAACAGUCAUUUUCAACUAAACAAGGGUAUUGAAUGAAGAUCUAUGCACGCAGAGACAUAAUUAAAGGGGAAGAAUUCAUAGAGAUGAAAAUAAAUCAAAUUAGAAAUGGUAUUACUAUGUGUAACGCACGCAUAUUUUUUUUUCACGAAAAACAGUACAUUUGGCGAAAAAAUCAAGGAAAUACAGUACAUCGACUUUGAAAAUACAGUACAUUUUACAGUACCCUUUUUUUCUAAAAAUAGUGAAUUAAAAAACAAAAGCAAAUAAAUUUGAUCAGCAUCUUACGAGGAAAACAGAUUGAGAAAAUGACAUGCGAAUACAACUAUGUAAUGAAAACCGCGAAAAAGCCACCGCGGAGAUGGGACUCGAACCCGUAGCAAGCCAAAUACGGGUAAAUCGUUUUGCUUAUUCAACUAUCCUACAUGUGUGACACACAUACAAACAGACUAACUGAACAUAAGAACCGAGCAUGUUCAGCUGUUCUCGGGCCCUACGGCGUUCAUUUGUAGUCAUUUCUCAAUAACAACCCCUCCGCAAGGUGUUUCAGCCCUCAAUUAGUCCGUUUUUUGUAUGUUUCACAUGCAGAAAAGCUUAAUUGGCAAAACGAUUUAGGAGGAUAGGAACUAUUUUCGGGUUCGAGUACCGUUUCUGUGGUAGCUUUUUCGCGGUUUUCAUCACACAGUUGUAUUCGCAUAUCAUGUAAAACUUACUCAAUACGGCUCUACGUCAAGACUAAACAAAUCGUUCAUAGAAAGUUCAUAAACUCAAUUAUUUUUUAUUUCCUUUUUAGGGCAUUUUAAAAUUCGUCAAAAACUGAAAAAUGUGCGAAAGUAUUUUAUUUAUUUUUGGUUGAGACAUUUUUCUUUUUUUUAAUCAUCAAAGUUUCGCUUGAUUGUUGUGACCAAAGAUAAACUCAAGAUUACAAUGUCCCAUACAGGCCAUCAAAAAUAUUAGUAACCGUGAAACAGUGAACUUCGUAAUAAUGCAAUUCUGUUGACCCUUCGGUUAUAAGCAUCGUUAAACAUUGGAAAACGACGGUAAAAUUCCAUAGCAACAAUACAAGUUUAGAAGGAAGUGAACAUAUGUAAACAUACCGCACACAAUAUUUUGUUACAUCCAUCCACUUUAAUGCCACUUAAGAUAAGAAUAUAACAAAUGAAAUAAAUUCUUAGUAAUAUUUUUAAUAGAUUCUUGCUUUUCUGUCUCAAGAUCCACUCGAUAAGCAGCAAAAUACCGCCAUUUCUUCCAUAUUGCAACUUAAGAUUAAUUCUACAUAAACAAACAUUGUCAUAGUUACGACGCUUGUAGCGAUUCGACGCUAAUUGUUUUGUUUUAAAUAACACUUGUACUGCAACUGACGGUGAACCGAUUUCAUCGGGGGGUCCUAUUUGAAUGGUAUAUGAAAAAUCAUAGACUAUUCCAUAUUGAGUUUAUCUUUGGUUGUGACGCGCUUUGAACAAGAAUUAUUAACGAAAAAACUUGUGUGUGUUGUUGUUGUGUUCUCAUUCACAUUCGCUACGUGUUGUUACUGUUCGUGUACUGCCACAGAUCGAAAUUCGAUGCGUUGAAGAUAUAAAAU